Calliphora vicina (urban bluebottle blowfly) is the source of this 1316-nucleotide messenger RNA. RefSeq names its product ubiquinone biosynthesis protein COQ9, mitochondrial (gene Coq9). Gene Ontology annotation, biological process: ubiquinone biosynthetic process. The record is from RefSeq and is a predicted model, not a curated record. Gene Ontology annotation, molecular function: lipid binding. NCBI's taxonomy places the organism in Eukaryota, Metazoa, Arthropoda, Insecta, Diptera, Calliphoridae. The coding region runs from base 58 to 1050 and encodes 330 amino acids. The transcript is spliced from 4 exons. Gene Ontology annotation, cellular component: mitochondrial inner membrane.
AUUUACUCUACUUGUAGAAAAGUCUUAUAAAAAAACAUUAGAAAUCCAAGCAAAAUAAUGGCAAAUUUUAGCGCUUUAAAUAGAUUUAUUAAACUGCAAAAAAUUUUAAAUAAUAAAAAUGUAAAUCUAAGCCGGACACUAACAACAGCAUCUGCAAAAAGUCAACAAAAUUGGAAUAAAGAAACUACAAAGCAUACACAACAGCAUGUGACCUUUAAAUUACAAAAGCCACUAGACCACCGAACAUUUUGCACAAAAUCUACAAAAGAUGCUGAAACCUCAAGCAUUGACGAAUUCAGAGCUAAAGAAGAGAAACGCGAAGAAGAAUUCGAACAACAGCAGAAGGCCAAAACGCAACAGGAGGAAGAUGAGAAAAAAGCUAAACUGGAUGCUGUACGUACAAAAAUCUUAGAGGCUGCCUUACAACAUGUACCCACGCUGGGUUGGACUCGCAAUGCCAUAGUGCAGGGUGCUGAAGAGACUGGUUUUCCCAGUGUGGUGCAUGGCAUGUUUCCAGAGGGAGGUUUCGAUUUAGUUUCCUAUUUCAAUGGCAAAUGCAAUGAGGAACUUUUGAAAAUGCUGCAACAGGAGACAGAGAAUGGCACCAAAGAGAUUAGUAAUCCCUUGGAGUUUCUGGUGCGUUUUGUUAGAUUACGUUUGGAAAUGAUAACACCCUAUAAGAGUCAAUGGCCACAGGCAUUGGCUUUGAUUGCUCUGCCACAGAAUGCCUCAACAGCUUUAGCACAAGUACUGACACUAGUCGAUGAUAUUUGCUAUUAUUCUGGAGAUCGUUCGGUUGAUAUCGGUUGGUAUACCAGACGCAUCGGCUUGGCGACAAUAAUGAAAAUGACCGAACUGUAUAUGAUGCAGGACGAUUCAACACAACACACUAAAACCUGGGAAUUUUUACAAAAUCGCAUGGAUGAAGCAGUACAACUGCAAAUGGUACUACAACAAACCGAAGAUGUUAAACACAAAUUCCAAAGUUCUUUUAACUCUGCCUUUAUUACAGCUCGUAAUAUUUUGGGUUUAAAUUAUAAUAGACCUUAGAUUUUAAGUUAUUUAUUGAAUGUCCACGCUUAACUUGUUUUUAUUGAAGUUCCCUAGCUUAUCUUGUCAGAAAAAAAAGUACGAACUCAGUCCAAAGAGGCAUUACUAGUUCAUAUUGUUCAUAUUAUUUUUUUCCCUUCUUUUGUUUAACAAUUAUUAAAAACGUUUUUGAAACAAAAAUAUUUUUAUAUUUACAUUUAUAUACAUAUUUCUUUUUUUUAACUUUAAAGUACCUACUUUAUGGAGUGAAGCUUUUGUUAAUAAUC